This is a messenger RNA of Solanum pennellii, 633 nucleotides long. RefSeq lists its product as uncharacterized. The record is from RefSeq and is a predicted model, not a curated record. Lineage: Eukaryota; Viridiplantae; Streptophyta; Magnoliopsida; Solanales; Solanaceae. The coding region runs from base 1 to 633 and encodes 210 amino acids. The transcript has 2 exons.
AUGGACAAGAUAGAAGGACUUUUAGAUGGAGAUGCGAGCCAUGCACCUGGAAAGGGCAUUGAAGUUCAAGAAAUCGAAGAUCCUGCUAACAAAGCCCCGUUUGUUAAAGAGAUGCCAGUUUCUUCUGAAGGAAUGAUCCCACUCGAUCGCUUGAAGAAGUUUAUUGAAGGCACUAUCAAAGAUAAGUAUGAAGUCUCCACCAAGUCUUCUCAUAUGAAUGGAAAUGCCUUUGAUUGGUACACAUAUCUCGAACCUAACUCUAUUGAUAGUUGGGAGCAACUACAACAUGAGUUUCUCAAUCGCUUCUAUAGCACAAGGCGCACGGUGGGCAUGGUAGAACUCACGAAUAAUCGUCAAAGGAAGGAUGAACCGGUCAUAGAUUUCAUAAAUCGAUGGAGGAAGGCGAGCCUAAUUUUCAAGGACAGGCUUAGUGAAGCUUCUGCAAUCGAAAUGUGCAUUCAAGGAAUGCACUGGGAGCUUCUUUACAUCUUGCAAGGAAUAAAACCAAAAUCUUUCGAGGAUUUAGCUACUCGCGCUCAUGAUAUGAAGUUGAGCAUGUCAUCUGCCCGAAAAGAUAUGACUAUUGUCCAUGAUCCUCACAAAGGAAGGGACAAGCAGGAACCCAAGAGAUAG